AUAUACACUGAUCAUCAGGGCACUGAUGAUCAGUGUGCCCCGAUGAUCAAUGUAGCCCCAGAAAUGCCAUCUGUAGUGUCCAUCAGUGCCUACCAGUGCACAUCAAUGCCACAUAUCAGUGCCUAUCUGAGUUGCCUUUCAGUGUCACCUUUCAGUGCUGCCAAUCAGUGCCACCUAUCAGUGACAUCAGUGCCACCUAUCAGUGCCGCCUAUCAGUGCCAUAUAUGAGUGCUACCUUUCAGUGCCCAUCAGUGAUGCCUGCCCGUGCCCAUCAGUGCCACCUACCAGUGCCUCCUCAUCAGUGCCCACCUAUCAGUGCCACCUAUCAGUGCAGCCUCAUUAGCACACAUCAGGGAAGGCUUA
Staurois parvus is the source of this 363-nucleotide messenger RNA. The record is from the annotation of a GenBank genome assembly. NCBI's taxonomy places the organism in Eukaryota, Metazoa, Chordata, Amphibia, Anura, Ranidae.